AGAGAGGGGGAGAAAGAGAGAGAGAGAGUCUCUCUGAGUGAGGAUGUCAGUGAGUGUGUGAGACAGAAAGAGUGGCAUAGUGAGUAGUGAACAGAGAGUUCCCAAGAGAGACAACAGUGAAAGAGAGAGAGAAAAAGCCCCUGAGAGAAACUGACAGAGAGAGAGCCCUGAGAGAGAGAGAGAGAGAGAGAGAGAGUGACUGAAGAAGGGCUGGCAGCGUGUGUAUGGAGGGAGGGGGCUGGCAGUUGCCUGGGUGGAACCUGAAACCUGAGGCUGUAGAGUGCGCGAGGGCCGUGUUCAGUCAGAGCCGUUCGCUCCAGACUUCCUCAAACAUGCUCACACAAACACCCUGCGCCUCCUCCCCUGCACGCAGCCUGCCUGCUGCCUGACUUCCCCGGGACUGUGCUGGCUGUGCUCGGCACGCAGGCUGCUGCUCCAGGCACCCCGUGCGGCUGCGCUGCGCCGACUGCAUCUGCGACCGUGACUGCGUCUGCGACUGCUGGCCCCCAGAGACCCCCGGCACGCAGAUGGUCUGACCAGUCAAGGGAAAAGUUUAUGACAGCUCGCCUCGCCUCUCCUGCGCUCCAGACCCCAGACCGCCGUCCUGCUCCGCAGCAGCUGAGCCGCUGUAUGGGGGUGACAGAAGCAGCGACUCUGCCCCACCGCAGCCUCUCUCUCCCGGACUGCUUCUCUCUCGCUGAGUAAAGUGUGGAUUGUCAGUCUUUUUCCUUUUUUUUUUUCUUCCUCCCGUUUUUGUACCUCACUUCUUCUGGACUGUCGGGUCAGGUUUCAAGGAAGAAGAAAGCUUUGGACUUACAAUGGAAGAACAGGCUGUCUCCAAUAGCAGCCCCCAGCACAGUCGGACACGGCAGAAUGUCAUCAGGUGUGGGUGGCUAAGAAAGCAAGGGGGCUUUGUCAAGACUUGGCACACACGCUGGUUUGUCCUCAAGGGAGACCAGCUUUAUUAUUACAAAGAUGAAGAAGAGACAAAAGCACUGGGGAUGAUUUUCUUACCUGGAAACAGAGUCACUGAGCACCCAAACAAUGGCGAAGAGGCGGGCAAAUUCCUGUUUGAAGUCGUUCCAGGGGGAGACCGAGAGCGAAUGACAGCCAAUCAUGAGACAUACCUUCUUAUGGCCAGCACCCAGAAUGACAUGGAGGAUUGGGUGAAGACCAUUCGGAGAGUCAUAUGGGCACCCUUUGGUGGAGGUAUCUUCGGUCAGAAGCUGGAGGAGACGGUGCGCUAUGAGCGACGCUUUGGGAACAAGCUGGCCCCCAUGCUGGUGGAGCAGUGCGCGGACUUCAUCCGCCAGUGGGGCCUGCGGGAGGAGGGCCUGUUUCGGCUGCCCGGGCAGGCCAACCUGGUCAAGGAGCUGCAGGACGCCUUCGACUGCGGCGAGAAGCCAUCCUUCGACUGUAAUACAGAUGUGCACACGGUGGCCUCCCUGCUGAAGCUCUACUUGAGAGAGCUCCCAGAGCCAGUCAUACCCUUCGCCAAAUACGAGGAAUUCCUCUCCUGCACUAAGCUCCUCAGCAAGGAUGAAGAAUCCGGAAUGAAGGAAUUGCGAAAACAAGUCGAAAGCCUACCUCCAGUCAACUACAAUCUGCUGAAAUAUAUAUGCAGGUUUCUCGAUGAAGUUCAGUCUUAUUCAGGUGUGAAUAAAAUGAGUGUACAGAACCUGGCAACCGUCUUUGGGCCCAAUAUUCUGAGACCUAAGGUCGAAGACCCUGUAGCUAUCAUGGAAGGUACUGUGCUGGUCCAGCAGCUGAUGUCGGUCCUGAUUGGGAGCCACGAUGUGCUCUUUCCCAAAGACGAGGAAAGCCCCACGGCCCCGGAGCUGUGCAACAACAACAACGAGGUGCACAGGAAGCCCACGGCGGGGCAGCUGCAGAACCGGGAGAACAACAACACGGCGGGCAUGCGCCAGUGCUCCUGGGAGACGCCCGAGUCGCCCACGCGGGCGGCGGUGGACAACGGCUCGCCCGGCCCGCUGGGGGGCCAGCGCUCGGGCAGCCCGCGCAACAGCCUGGCCGGCAAGUUCGACCUGACCCGCAGCCCGCCCCUCACGGUCAAGAAGAACCCGGCCUUCAGCAAGGGCAGCGGCAUCGUCACCAACGGCUCCUUCAGCAGCUCCUCGGCCGACGGCCAGGAGAAGGGCCAGACCCUGCCCGGCACGGGCACCCAGGCCCGCCGCACCGCCUCCCUCAAGGGCCCGGGCACCAAGAUGGGCACCAGCGGCGUGCCCAACGGCGGCGUGCGCAUGGGCGUGUCCAGCACCGACGUGGUGAACGGGACGCUGAGCGUGCGCAACGGGCUCUGGCUGCCCAACGGCUACGUGACUCUGCGGGACAGUAAGCCCAAGGACUGCCUGAGCGAGCAGGCCGCCCAGCAGAACCGGCUCUCCACCUACGACAACGUGCAGCAGCAGCAGUUCCCCAGCAGCGCGUGCGAGGACAAGCAGAGCGUGGACAGCGCCACCUGGUCCACCUCCUCCUGCGAGAUCUCCCUGCCCGACAACUCCACGUCCUGCCGCUCCUCCACCACCACCUGCCCCGAGCAGGACUUCUUCGUGGGCCACUACGAGGACCCCGUUUUGGACGCGCCCGCGCACGAGGACGCCGGCCAGCAGGGGGAGCUGGAGCGGAGGAACGGCGGGGGCCGCGGGAGCCGGGCCACCAGCAGCAGCGAUAACAGCGAGACGUUUGCGGUGAACAAUAGCGCCAGCGGCCACAGCGCCCUGCACAGUCUGGUGGCCAGCCUGAAGCAGGAGAUGCACAAGCAGAAGACCGAGUACGAGGCCAGGAUAAAGAGCCUGGAGCACAGGAACCUGGAGCUGGAGACAGAGAUGGUGAACCUCCACGAGGAGCUGGACCAGGAGAGGAAGAAGUACACCAUGGUGGAGAUAAAGCUACGGAAUGCCGAGCGGGCGAAGGAGGACGCUGAGAAGAGGAACGAGAUGCUCCAGAAGGAGAUGGAGCAGUUUUUCUCCACGUUCGGGGAGCUGACGGCUGAUCCACGUCGGCCGGAGAGGGGGAACACCAUCUGGAUCCAGUAAGGAGGGACCAUCUGAGCCAAAAAAAACUAGCUGACUGGUGCAUUGUGGGUAAGGGCCAUCCGGGAGAUGAUGCCUGAGAGAGACUAGUAUUCUUACAUCAUGGACUCCUCGAAGACAAAGGAACAUUUCUCACCUUUUUUUUCUUUAAUGUGGUCCUACCAAAUAUAUAAUCCCACUCUGUUACUGUUAAGUGUUAUCUUGUAUCUGGUUGUGUAUAUAGAGGAAAGCAAUGUCGACAACUUCAAGAAAGAUAUGUAUGUAAAAGAAAUUAACUAAAGUAAUAUUUUAAUGCAAGUCUGGUAUUUAAACAGAGCUAUCAAUGUGUUGCAUUUAAAUUUUAUAUCAAGGCUUUUCCUUGCACUUAUCUUUUUUCCAACGUGGUACUGAAUGAAUUUGCAUAUGCUGAUUUCAUUUUCUGUGUUUCUGUCUCCCUUUUAAUUUAAAUGAAUAACUCGUGGCUAUGCUCGAUGUGCCAUUUGACUCAUUCCAUGACCAAAAAGAGACAGAAAAUAUAAAUAUUUUAUAAAAUA
This is a messenger RNA of Anguilla rostrata (American eel), 3586 nucleotides long. It is a transcript of the gene arhgap24, whose product is annotated as Rho GTPase activating protein 24. Lineage: Eukaryota; Metazoa; Chordata; Actinopteri; Anguilliformes; Anguillidae. Gene Ontology annotation, biological process: negative regulation of ruffle assembly; activation of GTPase activity; negative regulation of Rac protein signal transduction. The record is from RefSeq and is a predicted model, not a curated record. Gene Ontology annotation, molecular function: GTPase activator activity. Gene Ontology annotation, cellular component: focal adhesion. The transcript is spliced from 10 exons. The coding region runs from base 819 to 3056 and encodes 745 amino acids.